AUUCAAUUUCAACCCCAACCCUUAGGCCACACUUAUAAAUGUGAAGGUUGCUUUGAAUUGAAAAAAAAAUGGCUCUUGUUCACAAGCCUUCAUAUACAAUGGCUUCAUCAUUACUAUUCGUAGCCACUCUUGUCGUCGCAUUUUCACGCACGAAUGCGACGACGGAUUUGAUCGGCAGCAUUUGCCGAAAGGCACAGAGGCCCGCGACAUGCACACGCGCGCUGAGGUCGGACCCGCGCACCAAAUCCGCCAACUUGAGUACCCUCGCCGCCAUCGCGAUCGACGUGUCGACAAAGCACGCCAAAACCUCGCACGCCCUCGUGCAAUCCCUCAUCGCGGGAGCGAAGAACCCCGAGUCCAAAUCGAGGUACUCGUCGUGCUUGGAUAACUACCGGGACUCGAUCGACUCGCUCCAGCGUUGCCUCGAUUUCUUGAAGAAUAAGGACUACGGGAGCCUGGACUCUUACGCUUCCGGGGCUUUGGAUUUCCCGGAAACUUGCGACAACGACUUCGAGGAAGCCGCUGCUCGCGAGUCCGGGAAACUCAAAGCCGCGAGCGUGAAGCUUCAAGAUCUUUGUGACGUUAUAUUGAUUAUUAGCAGCAAGUUAAGCGGACGAGUGGUGGAGUAAUUAUAUAUAGGCGUGUAUAUACAUGUACUUCAAUUUUUUGUGCUUUUGCUUUUGAGUACCAAUUCAAUGUUUAAUUUGGAGUAGCUAUGCAGGAAAUGGGGAUUUCAAAUAACUAACAACAUGUUUG
Cuscuta campestris is the source of this 756-nucleotide messenger RNA. Lineage: Eukaryota; Viridiplantae; Streptophyta; Magnoliopsida; Solanales; Convolvulaceae. The record is from the annotation of a GenBank genome assembly.